Cyprinodon tularosa is the source of this 4174-nucleotide messenger RNA. RefSeq names its product tectonin beta-propeller repeat containing 1a (gene tecpr1a). Gene Ontology annotation, cellular component: membrane. The record is from RefSeq and is a predicted model, not a curated record. The transcript is spliced from 24 exons. Bases 148 to 3645 code for a protein of 1165 amino acids. Lineage: Eukaryota; Metazoa; Chordata; Actinopteri; Cyprinodontiformes; Cyprinodontidae.
CUUCCGGUUUUAUACUGGCCAGAAACUGGGAUGUCAGUAUGAGCAGCCAGCAGCUGCCCGUUCAUUUAUGUCUCCAGAUUAAAGAGCAGGAGCUGCUGCCUUCACCAGUGGACCUCUAAGAACACCCUCCAGGUUCCAGGUGACGCCAUGCCGGUCUCCCUGCUGUGGGCGGUGGACGUGCACGGGCGCGUCUACAGCCUGUCCACUGCGGGACAGCAGUGGGAGCAGUGCCGCCAUGCCCAGAUGGAGUUCAAGCGUGUGACGGCAGCUCAGCAGUGCUGCUGGGGCAUCGCCUGUGACAACGGCAUCUACCUGAACGUCCACGCGUCUGACCUGCCCAUCCGCUACCAAGAGGACGCGUACGAAAACCAGGUAAAUGUUGUUUUUCCACCAAGGAGGGACUCAGCAAUGAGGGUCCAGUCCUUUACUGAAAUGUUUUCGACUAGGCAUCACAUAUCUGGGAUCGAGUGUACGGACGAGGUCCCGAAAGCUGUCUUUCUCGACUAUGGGUGGACAUAUGCCAUGGAUUUCCCUGCCACCUACACCAAAGACAAGAAGUGGAACUCCUGCGUCCGCCGCAGGCGAUGGCUCCGCUACAGACGAUAUAAAGCCAUGGACACCUGGGCCAAGAUCCCCUCACAGCAGACAACUCUACCAGAUCCCUUCAGCGACAUCAGCUGUGGAGGCUGGGAGGUCAGCGAUGAGCCCAGGGGCCGGAUGUCUCUGUGGGCCGUCUCCAUCCAAGGAAAGGUGUGGUUCAGAGAGGAAAUCUCUCACCACAAUCCUGAGGGGUCUGCAUGGGUGGAGGUGCCUGUUCCUGGGGAGGUUGUCCAGAUUAGCUGCGGCCCUGGAGACCUGGUCUGGGCGGUGUUAUGGGAAGGGCAACUCCUGGUCAGGGAGGGCAUCGGUCGGGACUGCUCAAAAGGGACUUCCUGGGCAGUGGUGGAGUCUCCAAACCCUGAGGUGGGGGCUAUACAUGUAGCUGUGGGGAUGAAUGUAGUCUGGGCUCUGACCAAAGACAACAAAGUGUGGUUCAGGCGGGGUGUGGACUCUCAUAACCCCUGUGGUUCUGGAUGGAUCAGCAUGGUUGGAGAAAUGAUCAUGAUCAACGUGGGACUGAACGACCAGGUGUGGGCGAUUGGCUGUGAGGACCGAGCCGUAUACUUCAGACAGGGUGUCACCUUCAGUGAGCUCAGCGGUAAAACCUGGAAGGCCAUCAAUGUUCCUAGAGAUGGGGAUCGAUCCCACUCCAGCGCUAGUGCAAACAGUCUGCAUAGUGCUGGAUGUUUUUUCUCUGGCGAGGUGCGAGCUCCGUCAGUCGUGAGUGAUACUGAAUCAGAUGUAGAAAAUCCACCAGGGGAUGGAGCCAUGAGCAAUGUCACAUUCCCUAAUGAAGACCAUUUUGUAGAUGCCCCCCAGAAAGCGGCAUCAGAACUUUGCAUGGAGCCGCUUAAGCCCCACAUCCCAAAGGUUACAAGCGACAGCUUCAUCUCCGAACUCGUCUCUGACCGAAAACCGGCGAAGACCUCUGGAGAUGCCGAAUCAGCCUCCUCUGCUGUCUUGGAGGAGGAGGUCGCUCCUGGUGACGGAGAGGUCGAUGCUGUGACCUCCACCCAGGCAGGAGGCCCUGAUCCCCAGUGGAGUAAUGUGGAUCUGGAGGAGGCACAGAUCCAGCAUGGUCAGAUGGGGGCCGUUCCAGACUGCGCUGACUCCUGCAGUUUGUCCUCAGUGGCAACCUACACCCUCACCAUGGAGGACCAGUUCGGGGCAGAUGAGCAUCCUCUGUGGGCCUGGGUUAGCGGAGGAGGCUGCUCUGUGGACAGCCACUCUCAGCUCAACUGGUUUAACUGCUCUUUGAACACAUCUGUGCUGCAGUCGGUUCAGUCCAUGAGUCUGUCGGUGUCUCCUGCUCAGACGGCAGCUUGGAGGAAACAAAUCUUCCAACAGCUCAGUGAACGCUCCAAGAGAGAGAUGGACGAUUUCAGACAUUAUGAACAAGCCAUUGAAAAAUCGGUGUGGGUGAAAAAAGGAGCCAUGCAGUGGUGGAGAGACUGGAAGCCGCAUAAGUGGGUCGAUGUUCACUUCGCACUCGAGCAGUUUUCAGGAGCUGAUGGCAACAAGGAUGGAAUUUUAUUUGUUUAUUACAAUUACCAUGACGAGAAGAAGUACCUUCAUGCCUUCAUUAAUGAAGUGACAAUCCUGGUUCCUGUGCUCAAUGACUCCAAACACACUUUUGCCGUCUACACCCCUGAACGUACCAAACAGAGAUGGCCGAUAAGAUUGGCGGCUGCCACAGAGCUGGAGAUGUACGAUUGGCUGGCUUUGCUGAGUGUUUCUUGCUGUGAUGCCAGAGGAAUCCAGGGUCCUCCAUCCAAGCAGGCAAUCUGGUCCAUCACUUGUAAAGGGGACAUCUUCGUCAGUGAGCCGUCCUCCGCGCUCGAAGCCAUGCCUUACCCCACACCCUGUGAUCAAAUGUUCUGGCGACAGGUUGGAGGCCACCUGCGUUUAGUGGAGUGCAACAGCCUGGGGAUAGUAUGGGGCCUCGGCUAUGACCACACUGCCUGGGUCUACACCGGGGGAUAUGGGGGAGGCUUCUUCCAGGGGUUGGCAAGCAGCACAGAUAAUGUUUACACACAGACUGACAUCAAGAGUGUUUAUAUCUAUGAGAACCAGAGGUGGAACCCAGUAACUGGCUACAGCAACAGGGGACUUCCAACAGACCGCUACAUGUGGAGUGAUGCAUCUGGGUUACAUGAGUGCACAAAGACUGGUACAAAGCCUCCUUCCCCUCAUUGGACAUGGGUGUCUGACUGGGUUAUUGACUACAGCGUCUCUGGGGGAACAGACAAAGAGGGCUGGCAGUAUGCUGCAGAUUUUCCAGCGUCUUAUCACGGCUCUAAAACCAUGAAGGACUUUGUCCGGCGCAGGCGCUGGUCCAGGAAAUGUAAAUUAACAACAACCGGACCGUGGCAAGAAGUUCCACCAAUCGCACUGAGCGAUGUUACAAUCCUACCUUGUGCUGCUCAGAGCAGCGUGGAUACAGUUCCUCUGUGGGCCAUCAGCAACAAAGGAGACAUCCUAUGUCGACUGGGAGUAACACUGCUGACACCUGCUGGAACGUCAUGGCUUCAUGUUGGGACAGACCAGCCUUUUAAGUCCAUCUCUAUCGGCGCUGGCAGCCAGGUCUGGGCCAUCGCCAGAGACGGUUCCGCCUUCUAUCGGGGUUCAGUUUCACCCCAGAACCCAGCAGGCGAUUGUUGGUACCACAUCCCCACGCCGGCGAAGCAGAAGUUAAAGCAGGUGUCUGUUGGCAGAACAUCAGUUUAUGCUGUCGAUGAAAAUGGUAACCUGUGGUACAGGCAGGGGGUGACCCCCAGGUACCCUCAGGGUUCCUCCUGGGAGCACAUCUCCAACAAUGUGCGAAAAGUCUCUGUAGGGCCCUUGGAUCAGGUUUGGAUCAUAGCAGACAAGGUUCAGGGCAGCCACAGUCUGAGCUGCGGGACAGUGUGCCAUCGACUCGGAGUCCAACCCAUGGAGCCAAAGGGACAAUCCUGGGAUUAUGGCAUUGGGGGUGGAUGGGACCACAUCACAGUAAGAGGAAACUCCAUGGAGCCACCGCACAUCUGUCUUUCCUCCAGGACAUAGCCGCCCCCCCAGCCCCUUGCAGCCCCCUCCUGGUCAGGAGCACAGCGAUCAGCAGCACCUUGAGCUCCUAAUGUAGCCCUCAAACUGCAGACUAUUUGGAGAAGAGAUCUAACCUUCAGGUUUGGAGAUGCCAGCAGGUUGUAGUAUUCAGAGAGUCUGAGCCAGUCUGUAAUUUAAACUAGAGAUUUAAAUUCUGUGAAUGUUUUCUUCUUUGUCAGUGAUGUUUGUAUUUUGUUAGUAUUUGUGGAAGCCUGUUGGUCUCGGGGCCUUUUUUAGUUGUUUCAAAUUUGAUUUAGUAUUUUCGGGUGUGUUUUAAUUUGUUUGUGUUAAAACCAGUUCACCUUAGAGAAAAGAAAUGUUUUGUGUUAUAUUAUAUAAUACUUCUUCAUUUUCUCUAUUUCUGUUGAAUUUAGCUUUUAAGGUUGUUUCCUCUCAGGAAAUCAUCCUUUAUAUUUAUAUAUAUAAAAUAAAAUCAGCUUUCUAGGUAACACAGGGCUGUUCAUAAUUAUGACCAUUCUUAUGUGUGCAG